CAUUUUAAUGUUUUCAGCACUUGCACUCUUCACUCUCUUCCUGCAAUUGUCUGAAGGCUGAAUUUUGUUUUUGUCUCCCUCCCAACAGCAGUUAUUUGCUUGAAGUGUUGCAGAACAGCUUAUCUGUGUGCCCCAGAAGGGUGGGACCCAGAGAUCACAGGCUUUUUACAAUGAGCCAGAGCCAGCCUGCUGACUACAAGGAAAUUUGCUGAGCGUUUCAGCCAUGAGCGCCACAUGGGCUUUGCAAAAGGCAGUGAUUGCACCGGUGGGACUGGGCUGGGUCCGGAGCGGCCACUUCCACUGCCGGGAGACAAGUGAGCAUCACCUCACCCUGGGAAAUCGCCGCUGGUGACUCUGCUGUCCUGUGUUGUGAACGGCAGGAGGAUGCAGUGCUGCUCCUGGACGCUUGGGUCACAGACACCCAGUGCCCAGAGCUCCAGAGCUGGGAGUGAGCCUUGAGCCGAGCUCCGCUGGGAUGUGACCUGGGACUGCUCGCUUAAAGCCUUGUCACUCUGCACCUGGCCCCUCUAGGGCACAAUGUGCUGACCCACGUGUUUCAUCUGGUUACUGCAAAGCCUGUGGGAGUUCAGGCUCAUUCUCUUCAAGGCUCAGAGUACAAUUCCCGAGGCAGAGUAAAAGGAAGGCACCAAUUUGUCUGGUUUGAUUUUUUGCCCGGAGUGUUUGCGAUGGAUGAUGGAGCAGAGUCUCUGAUGACCGUGCAUCUCCUCACCCAUUUGGGACGCGCAAUCCCUCUGCAGCAAACUCUGGAUAGGCUUCUGGAGUGGCUUUGCCUGGACAUUCGCCUUUUCCUGGUGUCAGAGCGAGUUCCUCCGCUGAGAUACUACGAGAGAUACCGCAGGAGGAGCUGCAGCUUUCCUGGGAUCUCCAUCCUCCUUUUCCUGCUCGAGGACUUGGGAGAAGAGCGGAUCUUCCAGGUGCACGAGCAGUUCCAGCGCCCUCCCUGGCGCUGCCAGCGUGCCCAGUUUGCCAAUUCCCGCUGUGCCCCAUGCCAGCAGGAAUACUACGGGCUGGAGGAGCAGCUGCCCGUGUGGGGCAUCAGGCGGGUGCGCCGCGGCCCCGAGAUCCUGCGCGUCACCCUGCACUGCAGCUUCGACAACUUCGAGGACGCGGUGAGGCUGUACGAGCUGAUCCUGCAGAGGGAAGGCAGCGUGCAGAAGGGCACCCAGUGUGUGUUUGUGCUGCACUCCGGCCCACACGCGGCCGUGCAGCUGUGCCUGAGGCAGCUGCCCAUCGGGGUGACGGCCGAGCCCCCCGAGUCGGCGGCCCUGCAGUUCAAGGUGCAGGAGAUCGGGCAGCUGGUGCCCCUGCUGCCCAACCCCUGCGUGCCCAUCAGCAGCUCCAGGUGGCAAACUCAGGACUAUGAAGGAAACACAAUUCUGCUCAAGGUUCAAAGCAGCUCCAGGACCCUCGAGACAAACAUCGGGCUUUCCCAGCAGCAUGACAACACAGGCAAUGGAAGAAUCCCGCAGGACUGUGUGCCAGUCGCUGUCAAACAGGGUGAUCCUGGGCGGAGGAGCCGGGAGGUCCGAGCUCCGAAGGGUAAACCCGAAUGUGCCCCAGUGGAAGCAUGCCUGGGCUCCGAG
Messenger RNA from Zonotrichia albicollis (white-throated sparrow), 1604 nucleotides. It is a transcript of the gene FAM124B, whose product is annotated as family with sequence similarity 124 member B. NCBI's taxonomy places the organism in Eukaryota, Metazoa, Chordata, Aves, Passeriformes, Passerellidae. The record is from RefSeq and is a predicted model, not a curated record. Gene Ontology annotation, cellular component: nucleoplasm.